Molecule: messenger RNA, 2657 nt
Organism: Vombatus ursinus (common wombat)
Lineage: Eukaryota; Metazoa; Chordata; Mammalia; Diprotodontia; Vombatidae
Gene: IFNGR1
Product: interferon gamma receptor 1
Exons: 8
Coding region: 233-1210 (325 amino acids)
Biological process (GO): type II interferon-mediated signaling pathway
Cellular component (GO): membrane
Molecular function (GO): cytokine receptor activity; cytokine binding
Source: RefSeq, a predicted model, not a curated record
UCAGAUCGCCCACUGCGUUCCUCCCCACGCCCGCCUCCUCAGGAACACCAAUCCGCAAGCGACCGGAAGUGACGCGGUCGAGGCUUCGUGGGCUGGGGUUGGUGGUUUGCGCUGCAGAGCUCAGUCGGGGAAACCCAGCCCCGCAGCGGUUAGCUCUGUUGUCUGGGAUCCGGCCGGUGCUGGGGCCGCAACCGAGACUGAGGCUGGGUCCAGCAGGGAGGAGAGAGGAGGGAUGAGGCCCGGGCUCCCCCAGGCCUCCGAGGUAGACCUCCGCCUCCUUCUCCUCUUUGUCUUUAUGUACCGGAGCUGGGCUGAGACCCCGACCCUGGAACCCGCCGCGUCCAUAGUGCCUACACCAACUAAUGUUGAAAUAACAUCUUACAAUUUGAAUCCUCAAGUAUCUUGGAAUUACCAAAGAACAUCUCAGACUCCUACUUUCACUGUGGAGUUAAAGGACUAUAAAGAAGGGAAGUGGAAUGAAGUCUGCACCAAUAUUUCCCAUCACUUUUGUAACAUAUUUGACCAUAUUAAAAGGCCAUUGAGUUAUUACUGGGCCAGAGUUAAAGCUACCAUUGGACAAAAAGAAUCUUCCUAUGUGGAAUCUAAAUUAUUUUUUAUGUAUCAGCAUGGAAAAAUAGGACCACCUAAACUGAAGAUUCAAGAGAAAAAUCGCCAACUUAUCAUUGAUAUAGACCAUCCUCUAACAGUUGUUGAAGGAGAAGAGAAAGAACCUGUGUGUUUUUAUUAUGAUAGUGAUUAUGAUGAUUGCAACAUAUUAACAUACAAGGUGUAUUUGAACAUAAAUGGAAGCAAGAUCACUGAGGAAGAAGCUCAAUCUUGCAAUGAAACUCAAUGCCGGUUAAUUAUACCAGCAAUUUCAUUUAAUUCUGAGUAUUGUGUUUCUGCCAAAGGAUUGUGUGAGAACUCUGAAAUUUGGCAAAUUACAUGUGAGAAAUCAGAAGAACAGUGUAUUGCAACUUCAUCUAAUCCUAAUAGAGAAGAAGAUUCUUCUCUGCCUAUGCUAAUUAUUUUUGUAUGCGUUGCCCUUGUUCUAAGUAUAAUACUCAUAACUUACCUGGUCUGGAAGAGAAAGGUGUUUCAGAGAAAGGACUUCAAAUUGCCCAAGUCAUUGGUCUCUGUGAACCAGAACCAGUACCUCAGGCUCCUGUUCUUUGCACUGUAUUGCCUCGCUUCAAAUUCUUUUGGAUAGAAGAUGCCAUAUGGAACUAUUUUUCAAGGUCAGCAUUAUAAAUCCAACUAAAAUCCCAUCUUUUGCAGGAAACUUUUACCAACCUCUCUUAAUUCUAGAGCUUUUCCUCUAUUAAUUGUUUAAAAUUUAUCAUGUAUGUAGAUUACUUUGUACAUAUUUGUUUUCCCCUUUUAAAUUGUGAGUUUCUUGGGGGCAGGGACUGGUUUUGGUCUCUUAGCACAAUGCCUGGCACAUUGAAGUUGCUUAAUAAAUGGUUAUUGAUUGAUUUAUUACUCCCCUGUAGAAGGUAAAGCUAUGAACUUUAAAAUCUUCUAUUUAAGGUGGGAGUUCAGUUCACAUAUCAUUUCUUAUCUGCACUACUCUGGGACUUCUCUUUCUCCUUCACCAUGUCCCCAAAUGGAUGCCCUUCUCUUCCCUCCCACCCCCACUUAUGUGUUGUCUUCCCCUAUUAGGUUAUAAAGUUACUGUUCUUCAACCCACUUGUUAUUAGGAUUUUAUUGUUUAUUCUCCAUUUGGGACUGUAUUGUUUGUGGUCUCUGAACGAAUUAUUUUUAUUGCUUAUUUUUAUUAUCUGUAAAGGAUGUAUUAACUAUUUCUGCCUUUUUAUAUUUGUUUGCAAUAUCUGCCCUAGUACAUGGUUGAUAUUUUUUAAAAUUGCAUGUUUUGCUGAAAAAUAUGUAAAUUCUUUUGCUGUCCCAUUUAGAAGUCUUUUAACUCUAAAUUCUUCACUAAUUUGUUCAGUUUCAUACUCUCUCUUUUGUUUAUCUUUCUGUUAAACUUAUCCAAAACUGAGAGGGGGGUAUUGAAGUCUCCUGUCACUAUUGUGGUAUUGUCUGUGUCUUCUUGUAGUUCAGAUAAUGUUCCCUUUAUAAAUUUGGAAGCUAAUGCAUUUGGAGUAUAUGAGUGUAUUGCUGGUAUUAGUUUUUAGGGAAUUGAGGGGAUUAGGAUUGCAAGUGGUUAAUUGUGGGAAGUGAGUGAACCAUACUGACUCCAUCUUGUUACUCAAUCCUGGAGCUAGCUCAUUUCCCUUUCUAUUCAAUUAUGAGUCUAGUCCAACUUCUGUUUUGUGAGAAAACUUUAUUCAAUAAUGGGAAUUGGGAGAAGACCUUUGAACCUAGCUCUACGUAGCGAGGAAGCUGGACCACUUCUAUCUGCUGCUUAGAGGUCCUUAACUGAGGACCUACGUUAUGUUGACCAGAAAUCCAGUCAGUUCCAAAGAUUGAUUGAUGGCAGGUAUUCUCACAAUUAUACAUCUCUAGCAAUCCAUAUGUCUUAUCUGAAAAUUGGCCCCAUAUUAAUUAUUGUUCCUUUGGUUAUUCACAGACACUUGAAGGGGAGGGAGACACCUUUAGGAUUUCAAGGAAUUGUACCUGUUCUCUUCCCUCUCUCAACUUGGAAAGUCCCUAAUCUUUCCUCAAAUUAGAAAUAAAAUGAAUGUCCUGGUUAA